Danaus chrysippus (African queen) is the source of this 315-nucleotide messenger RNA. Lineage: Eukaryota; Metazoa; Arthropoda; Insecta; Lepidoptera; Nymphalidae. The record is from the annotation of a GenBank genome assembly.
AUGGUGUUCAACCAGGCGCCAGAAGGUGGACGUCGUUAUUCCACAUGUUUUUCAAAAUACCCUCCUACCCCAGUAAAACCUCUCUCCGCAUCUCGUCGGAAAACAGUUUUUGGUAAUUACUCAGCAGUUGUUCGAAUGUCCAAAUUGCUCAAUGACUUCAGCGAUUCAAUAGAUAUAACAUUGAGUGAUUUGGAGUUGCUUCAAGCCCUAAAAGAUGAAAUGAUUGGCGAGGGACCCCAGCACCUUGUUCAAGAGGAGGAUGCACCUCUGUUGAACAUUCCUUUCAAGAAAUGUGUGAAGCCGAUCCACCCCUAA